AUGCCUCGUAGUACUGCGGCAAGAGUCAUGCCUAAAUGCAUUUCCAAGCUCUUUUGUGUCUCAGACCUGACGGUGAAUACCGAUGGUAGACCGCGAUUCCACCCCAAGCAGCGUAGCGCAGUAGAUUUGGCCGCGGCCGGGAGGUCCCCUAUUCGAACAGAGACCAGAUCAGCUGUACCGUUGGAACAGACAGUCUCGCAUUUGACAGCUUAUAAAGCGGCCUCCGUGACAAAGAAACGUCGUAGGGGCCCAGAAAGAUCGGACAGCGCUGCGAAACAAGACUACAUAGCUGGACAGGUACUUCCGGUGGGUAGCAGUUCUUCAGGCUCACCUAGUUCAAGGGCGGUAGAGACAAUUGGCUUGUGGAUGGAAAAGCAGCGCAUGCUCUUUCGCGCCGAAGGGAUCAUGUUCAUAGCAGACGGUCUUGUCAAGCGCAUAAACCGAGAUAGGCUGUACGGCGACGCAUCCUCAGAGCAGCAGAUUGAGGGACUGAGAAAUGCAAAGCAUGUACGGCUUACCUCACAGUGUGCCACAUGCUCAACUCAUUAUGUCGCCCGCCUCCCCGCUUGGCCGGCAGAGCACCGCCUUCUGGCACUUACGAUUAAACGACGCUUUGAGCCCAUAUUUUCCUGCGGAAAGCUGAGAAAACGGGCGCACGACACGGGAUCCCACUCAUGUCACUGGUAA
Messenger RNA from Fomitopsis serialis, 687 nucleotides. RefSeq lists its product as uncharacterized. The record is from RefSeq and is a predicted model, not a curated record. The transcript has 4 exons. Bases 1 to 687 code for a protein of 228 amino acids. Lineage: Eukaryota; Fungi; Basidiomycota; Agaricomycetes; Polyporales; Fomitopsidaceae.